Trichoderma harzianum CBS 226.95 is the source of this 1510-nucleotide messenger RNA. RefSeq lists its product as hypothetical. The record is from RefSeq and is a predicted model, not a curated record. The transcript has a single exon. Lineage: Eukaryota; Fungi; Ascomycota; Sordariomycetes; Hypocreales; Hypocreaceae. Gene Ontology annotation, cellular component: nucleus. Bases 168 to 1157 code for a protein of 329 amino acids.
CUAGAAACCAAACCAUCCAUUGUGGCCUCUACGGUAUAAGCCACCCUAUCUGGCGCUCUACUCUGAAGAAGGAUCCUUCAUUUCCAGGGAGUAAAUACAGCCUCCGUUAGUGCACAUACAAUAGCCGCGGACAAAGAAAAUCGCAUCUACGCCAGGGAGAUCACACAAUGCCUCAGGAUCCGAAUCUCUACGGCCAAAGGCCGCAAAAGCGAACAAAACGAGAGGCGUUAUCGUCAUCAUUAGAUUUUACUGCCCAGCUCACAUCACUUAUAUCAAAUGCCACCCCUCAAGGAUCAACAUCAACGGGGCCUGGACGCGCAAGGCCGAAACAGUCAAAGGACGACAUCUUCCGUGGUUCCAGCAAAUCAAAAAAGACAACAUCCAGCAGCAAAGAGGGAGAUGCCAAAUCAGAAAAGCUGGUACUUAAAGAAGUGGCUGGGACAGAGGAGGAGGCUCAGGAACUCGAGCGCGCAAAGCGAAAGAUGGAGAGCAAGGCACGGCUCUAUGCCGCCAUGAAGCGCGGAGACUACGUGCCCAAGGAGAACGAGGCGGCGCCGCUGGUGGACUUUGACCGCAAGUGGGCUGAAACAGUGGAAGGCCACGACGACUACGAGACCAGCUCAGAUGAGGAGGAUGCAAAUGGCAGCGGCGGCGACGAGAUGGUGGAGUAUGAGGACGAGUUUGGUCGUACACGGCGAGGCACGCGAGCCGACAAGGAAAAGAUGGAACGUCGCAUACGGCGAGGGCUGCUGGGCGCCGAGGAACUGGAGCGCAUGUCAGCCCGGCCUAGUGCUCCCAGCAACCUCAUCUACGGCGACGCGAUUCAAGCAAUGGCGUUUGCGCCGGAUGAUCCGGACAAGAUGGCGGAGCUGGCAAGCAGGCGGGAUAGGAGCGCUACGCCGCCCGAGAUGAAGCACUACGAUGCCGACAACGAGAUCCGCACAAAGGGCGUUGGCUUUUUCAAGUUCAGCAAGGGCGAGGAGACGCGGACGAAGGAGAUGCAGUCGCUGGAGGAGGAGAGGCUCAAGACCGAGGAGCAGCGUAAGCAGCGCGAGGAACAGCGGGCUGCACGACGGCGCGAAAUCGAACAGCGCCGUAAGGAUAUGGGGGAGAGGCGGGCGAAGCGGCAGGCCGACAGCUUCCUGGACGGGCUGUAAGAGACGGGAGGAAGUCGGUCCUACGUGACCAAGGACAGAGGACACCUGGUUUCAAUGGUAGCAGUGCUAUGCAGUACUAGUAGUAGGACUAACACCUGGUUGCAUCUGAUCCGGGGCACUUGUUAUUACAAGUCGAAGCGUGCUCUGUAUUGUGAUUUGAUUGAGCGGCGCCACACAUGGACUUGGUGUGCCCAAAAGGCCAACCGCUUGCCCAGCGCCAGCCCAGGCACCGCCAACCAGAAACUCGUAGCCCGAGACGAUAGUGUUGAAAGCAGCGCGCCAUCGCUUCAGCCACACGGGUCAGACUCCAUCGCGGGCUGGUAGCGGCAAGGAGGCUUUUUUUCUCUUCCAUC